CUACUAUACAGUGCUCCAAGAAAGAGAGAAAAUGUGUUAUGGCGUACCAACGGUUGGUUAGACUUUUUACAUGUGUGAUUUAAACAUGGAGACCUCUUCCACCAAAUUAUAUAUACACAGCUAAUUAGAUCCAAAUUCCUUGGGACUCUCUCUCUCUCUCGAAAACGAAAGGGGACCUAUGGCAACCAAGGCCUCCGCAGUUCUCUUCUUCUUUCUCACCAUCUCCUUCUUCAUACCUCUAACCCAUGCCAAGAAACAGACUGAAGCUCUAAGCCAACUCUACAAAGCCAAGUUGAGGAAGAAUUCUCCGGUUGACAAGGGCCGUUUCGGUCUGAUUCAAGAUCGAAAUGGGCCCAAGGUCUUUCCACAGGAGGGAAUGAAGGAGAGAGACAGGAUUGACAAAUUGCCCGGGCAACCCAAGGCAGGGUUUGAUCAGUAUGGUGGGUACGUCACGGUCAAUGAAUCAGCUGGUCGCGCUUUCUAUUAUUACUUUGUUGAAGCACAGAAGGCUAAGCACUAUUUGCCUCUUCUUCUUUGGCUUAAUGGAGGCCCUGGUUGUUCUUCUCUUGCCUAUGGAGCAAUGCAAGAGCUGGGACCAUUCCGUGUCCACAGCGACGGCAAAACUCUCUACAAGAAUCCAUUCGCAUGGAACCAUGCUGCAAAUGUUUUAUUUUUGGAGUCGCCGGCCGGAGUAGGAUUUUCGUACUCGAACACGACAUCGGACGUUACAAGUGGCGGAGAUAGAACAACAUCAUCGGAUAAUUAUGUGUUCUUGUUAAAUUGGCUCGAGAGAUUUUCUGAGUACAAAAAUACGGAGUUUUACAUUGGCGGCGAGAGCUACGCCGGACAUUAUGUGCCUCAGCUUGCGCACACUAUCCUUCAUUUUAACAAGUUGGCUAACAAGACCCUCGUCAACCUCAAAGGCAUUAUUAUUGGGAAUGCAGUAAUCAACGAUCUAACCGAUAAUAUAGGAAUGGUGGAUUAUUUCGGGAGCCACUCUCUCAUUUCCGAUCAAGCUCAGCUCCAAAUCCGGAAACACUGUAAUUUCUCAGACGAUGAUGCCGCCGCUAGGUCCGCUGAAUGCAGAAGUGGUUUAACUGAAGCUAACAGGGUUUUUGACGACAUUGAUGUGUACAACAUCUAUGGUCCUGUAUGCUUCUCUCCCAAUCUCACUGCAAAACCCAUCAAGGCUUCUGUAUUGAAUUUCGAUCCAUGCACUGAUAAUUAUGUGCAUGCUUAUUUGAAUAGUCCUGAGGUUCAAAAGGCAAUGCAUGCCAAUGUUACCAAAAUCAGCUAUGAUUGGGAAGCAUGCAGCGAUGUCAUCCAAAAAUGGAGAGACAGCCCAUCCACAAUCAUUCCCCUCCUCCAAGAACUGAUGGAAAAUGAGGUCCGAGUAUGGGUAUUUAGUGGAGACACUGAUGGAAGGGUACCAGUCACAUCAACCAAGUACUCCCUUAACAAGAUGAAGCUUCCUGUGAAGACUGCAUGGCACCCUUGGUUUCUCAAUGGAGAGGUUGGUGGGUAUACAGAAGUUUACAAGGGAGACCUAACAUUUGUUACAGUUAGAGGAGCAGGGCAUCAAGUCCCCAGCCUUAGCCCCCCAAGAGCUCUUGCUCUCAUCUCACACUUUCUGGCUGGGACCACUCUCCCGAAUUCUACUUCGAUACAGCACUACUAAUCUCCUCUUCUUUUUCCUAAUCGAUAUUUAUUUUUUGUCGGUAUUUUCCUGUUUUGGCAACAAGAGGAAAAUCAAAUUACGAAUCGAAUAAAAAAACGAAAUGCAUUUCAGAGAUUUAA
This is a messenger RNA of Rhododendron vialii, 1797 nucleotides long. RefSeq names its product serine carboxypeptidase-like 40. Gene Ontology annotation, cellular component: vacuole. The coding region runs from base 179 to 1678 and encodes 499 amino acids. The record is from RefSeq and is a predicted model, not a curated record. Gene Ontology annotation, biological process: proteolysis. Gene Ontology annotation, molecular function: serine-type carboxypeptidase activity. NCBI's taxonomy places the organism in Eukaryota, Viridiplantae, Streptophyta, Magnoliopsida, Ericales, Ericaceae. The transcript has 8 exons.